Panthera uncia (snow leopard) is the source of this 4788-nucleotide messenger RNA. RefSeq names its product bifunctional 3'-phosphoadenosine 5'-phosphosulfate synthase 1. The record is from RefSeq and is a predicted model, not a curated record. Lineage: Eukaryota; Metazoa; Chordata; Mammalia; Carnivora; Felidae. The transcript has 4 exons. Gene Ontology annotation, biological process: sulfate assimilation; 3'-phosphoadenosine 5'-phosphosulfate biosynthetic process. The coding region runs from base 484 to 1215 and encodes 243 amino acids. Gene Ontology annotation, molecular function: sulfate adenylyltransferase (ATP) activity; adenylylsulfate kinase activity.
UUGGUCAGGCACUUGUUCUGGUAAGUAUUUUUAUGUAAAGUUUGUUUUAGUUUAAGGCAUUAGUUGUCACAGUAUAACUUGCAGACUAUCAUUUAGCAUUUUCUGGGAACCUAUUAAAAAUACAAAUUCUUGGGCCCCACAGCAAAGCGAUUGAAGUAGAAUCUGUGGAGGUGGAACAAUCUCUGUUUUAAUAAAGGCCUUCCCAGGGUUUCUUCUAGCAUAUUAAAGUUUGAGAGCCACUAGUGUAGGAGAUGCCAUCCUUAUUAGAAAUGCUUUGAAGACUAAUGUUAUGCACAUUUAUUAGGAGAGAUGCACAUUUUCCUAGUGCCCUUAAUCUUUAUUAGAUUUGUAUAAUCUAUAAUCAUUCUUGAGGUGUUUCUUUCCAUUGCUUUCCAAAUUAAACUCUUAAAGGUUAUUACUGCUUUUGUUCAUAAGUAUAUGAAGUAGAGCAUUUUCCUUUACUGUCUCAUUUACUAGGUGGAUAUGCAGUGGGUACAGGUUCUGGCAGAAGGUUGGGCAACCCCCCUGAAUGGCUUUAUGAGAGAGAGGGAGUACUUGCAGUGCCUUCAUUUUGAUUGUCUUCUGGAUGGGGGUGUCAUUAACUUGUCAGUACCUAUAGUUCUGCCGGCUACUCAUGAAGACAGAGAGAGGCUGGACGGCUGCACCGCAUUUGCUCUGAUGUAUGAGGGCUGCCGUGUGGCUAUUCUUCGCAACCCAGAGUUUUUUGAGCACAGGAAGGAGGAGCGCUGUGCCAGACAAUGGGGAACAACGUGCAAGAACCAUCCCUACAUCAAGAUGGUUAUGGAACAAGGAGAUUGGCUGAUUGGAGGAGAUCUUCAAGUCUUGGACCGAAUUCGCUGGAAUGAUGGUCUUGAUCAGUAUCGUUUCACUCCUACUGAGCUAAAGCAGAAGUUUAAAGAUAUGAAUGCUGAUGCUGUCUUUGCAUUUCAAUUACGCAACCCAGUGCACAAUGGACAUGCUCUGUUAAUGCAGGAUACCCAUAAACAACUUCUAGAGAGGGGCUAUCGGCGCCCUGUCCUUCUCCUUCACCCUCUUGGGGGUUGGACCAAGGAUGAUGAUGUCCCUUUGAUGUGGCGUAUGAAGCAGCAUGCUGCAGUACUGGAAGAAGGAGUCCUGAAUCCAGAAACAACAGUGGUGGCCAUCUUCCCAUCUCCCAUGAUGUACGCUGGGCCAACUGAGGUAGACUGCUUUUAAGAUUUGAACUGCAGCACAGUUGAAAUCACAUUUACUAAUACAGCUAGAGUGGAUAUUUCUCUGAUCUGUUGGUCUGCUCCAGUCAUUGCCUGGAGUACUCUCAUGCUCUGUUGGGAAUGUUCUUUAGAGGUGGCCCCAGAAAAGCAGCCUUUUUGUGAACAAGAAGACAGAGACUUCUCUUGCUCUUAUUGUGGCUUUUGGUCCCAGUUUUGUGAAGGAGGGAACAUUCCCUGCAGACAGAUGGCUCAGUGAGCUUGGGAAGGUGUGACAGAGGUACCCCUUAAAACUGUUGGCUAGGUUACAGACUGAGCUCUGAUAAUACCCAUCUUAGUUCUUUAACAAAGUACUGUCAUUCUUCCCUGGAAACAGAUUUGGCCUGAUUUUUGUAGCUUCUAAAUUUUGGAAGGGCCACAGGUAUUUUAGUGGGAAGGUAAGCAUGGUACCUUUUAAAAAAUUCUCAGAAAACAUUCUUCAUCUGUUUAUAAAAGACUGGAGCAGAAUAGAGUCAGGAAGUAAAUUACUUUUUUUAAAAAAAAAUUAUUUUAAGUUAAUUUAUUUAUUUUGAGAGAGAGAGAAUGAGCCAGGGAGGGUCAGAGAGAGAGGGAGAGACAGAAUCCAAACCAGGCUCUGCACUGACAGCGCAGAGCCUGAUGCAGGGCUCGAACUCCUAAACUGUGAGAUCAUGACCUGAGCCGAAGCAAGAGUCAGACACUUAACUGACUGAGCUAUCCAGGUGCCCCAAAAUUACUUCUGGAUAUUGGGUGGGAGGAGGGUUCUGGAGUUCUCUUCAGUGGGCAAAAAGAAUGUUUUGAGAUCUUUUUAUGAGCAUACAUAUAGAAGAGUACUUAAUCAGGUUUUUGCUUCAAGGCAGAAUAGGCAUUCAAAAAAAAUUUUGUUGAAUGGAUGAAAAAAUCAAUGAAUGACCUAAGAAACAGUAUGUGGCAAAUUCCUAGCCAGCUUCUUGUUGAAUUUUCAAGAUGAAGUGCACAUUAUUGUUGCACUGUUUUUCAGCCCUUGAAAGGAGAUCAAUUUAUUUAUAUUUACUUGGGAGGCAAACCCUUUUAAAAAAGAUCUAAAUAAUUUGUGUAUAUUCUGUGAUGUCUUCCUCCAAAAACGUUUAGGAAAUCCAAGCGUGUUUGGCUGUUUAGGCUCAAGCCUAAAAAUUUUCAUUGGAACUUAGUUGCGGGGUUGUACAUUCUUACUCUUUAUCCAAGAAAAACUGACAAAGAUAAAACAAUCAUAACAAAAAAGCUGAAAGAUUAAAAUGUAUUUGACUCUCUUCUUAGAUCCAAUGUAAAUAAUGCAUUGGAACUUCAGUAGAUAAAACUCCUCAUAUUCUUCUCUCUUUGUUGGUAUCAAACGUUCAUGAAAAUGGAGCAGUGAUCACCCUUUAAGUUUCCUAGAGACUACUGCGACCUUUAGUUCUUAUAUCUCAAAGAGUGACUAAAUUGUUUUUGAGAAAAAGUAACGAAUUUUGUUCCAGUAGUUCCACACCCUUUCCUUUGGUGCUGUCUUCAUCAUCAUGUUAAAGGAAUCAUUUGGUCUGAAAUUCUGCGGAGUUUGGAUGAGUGGUUUUGAAAAUGGGAGUGACCCAAGCGACCAGCAUCAGGAAUAGGCUACCUAGGAAAGGGAAGGGCUUUACCAUCCCAAUCCAGGAUAUAUUUUGUCCUCUUUGUGUUUCGUUUCUUUGUCCUUAUGUAAAAGGGGAAGAGAGAUGACAUUUUAAAUAAACCAAAAAUUGCUUUUAAAAAGGGGAGGCUGAGAGGAUAAGUAGUAAAAACAGCCAGCUAUGGUAAAAACAGAUUAUGCUUUCUUGAGAGAACACAAUAGAGGAUGGAAGCAUGCUGUUUUGUCUACAUAGGAAAGGUUUUUACAUCUUCUGAUUUCAGAACCUGGGCUGUUUCUUAUGGAAGAUUCAAAGGUGAAGGUAUGUAAAGGUACAUUUGGGGUGCAAGCUAGCAUUUUGGCUUACCUAAGGGUUGAGUUUUUGGCAAGCAUAGCUGACUUGUUGGUGAGCUGGCUGCAGCAGGCCCUUCCUUGGCCUCAGAUUUGACUCCUGUGGCUACCCGUCGGGGCAUUGUCUGGUGAAGACACUACAAGCCUGCUGCCGGGGGAUCCAGGCAUGGUUGUGGUUUGCCACUGGUUGGUUUGUAAUCUCAGGUUAGGCUUCUUUGGACUUCUCUGGGUUACACUUAAACGCACAAUAAAUGAUUAUUUAACUGGUGCACAGGGAGGUCGGACUAAAUGUUCUUUAAAGGGUCUGUUCCAGGUCGUUUUCUAGUUUGUCUUAUUUUAUUUGAACCUCAUAUUUAAGUGUAGCAUACGUAGGAAGCAGCGCACGUUUUACAGAUGUAUGGUUCAAUGAAUUUCUCCCAUUUGAACAGUUAUACGGCCAGCAUCCAGACUUUAAAAAACAAAGACUAUUAAUCUGCACCCUAGAUGCUGUCCUUCCUGUCCUUCUGUUCCCUCCCUGUUUUCCCCCAGGUGGUCAUUGCUAUCCUCACUUCUUACAUCGUGGGUCCAAUUUGCUUGUGCCAAAGUGUGGAUACCCUGGGAAGCAGACUCUGAGAGCAAGGUUAGAGUUCAGGAAAUUUAUUAGGGAGAGCCCUUGGGAUCAACGCUCAUGGAAGAGGAGAGAGAGGAAGGGAGUGGGGUUGGGUAGAGGGAAAAGUUGAGCUGUGAUUCAGUCUUAGCGGAAGCCUGAUUUGACCCUAUGGAGUCAUGGAAAGGCCCUCAGAGAUGUUCCAUGUUGCAGAAGAAAUAGUCACUGACGCCCCUGUGUUGACCAGUGAUUGGCUGCCCAGGGAAGGGGCAUGCCCUUGGCCACUGUUGCUCUUUUCUGCAGAGGCAGUUUCUGAAGAAGGCUGACAGCUGCUGGGUGUGUGUUGGCCCCUCUCCCAGAAGCUAGGAAAGAGUCCUCUUUUCCUGGGGGGACCCAAGUGUUGCAUCACAACAUCCAGUCCAGCCUUUUUAUAACUGAAAUCAUACAGUAUAUACUUUUUUUGUGUCUGGUUUCUUUCAUUUUACAUUGUGUUUCUGAAACUCACAUCGUGUGUGGUUAUUCUUAGUACAGUCACUAAGUACUACCGUACUUGUGUGUGACUACACCCAAUUCUGUUGGUGGGCAUUUGGGCAGUCACCAGUGCUUUGCUAUUAAGAAUAAUGCUGGAAAAAAAAUUGGGUGUUGUAUGGAAACCAAUUUGACAAUAAAUUUCAUAAAAAAAAAAAAAAGAAUAAUCCUGGAGGUGGCUCAGUUGAUUAAGCAUCCAACUCUUGAUUUUGGCUUAGGUCAUGAUCUCACAGAUUGUGAGUUCAAGCCCUGAUGGUGUGGAGCCUGCUUGAGAAUCUCUGUCCUCCUCUCUUUCUGCCCCUCCCCCUGGCUCUCUCUCAAAAAUAAACAAACAUAAAAAAAAAUAGUGCUAGUAUGAGGAUUUUAAGUGCAUGUCUUUUCAUGGACAUUUGUGUUGGUAUAUUCCUAGGGCUAGCAUUGGUGGGUCAUAGGGUAUGCAUUUGUUCAGCUUCAGCACAUGCUGUGCAUCAGUUUUCCCUUGUGGUUGUACCAUUCUACUCUCC